Messenger RNA from Halichondria panicea, 2139 nucleotides. RefSeq lists its product as uncharacterized. NCBI's taxonomy places the organism in Eukaryota, Metazoa, Porifera, Demospongiae, Suberitida, Halichondriidae. The coding region runs from base 240 to 1934 and encodes 564 amino acids. The record is from RefSeq and is a predicted model, not a curated record. The transcript is spliced from 6 exons.
CACACUAGGCUGUCACAUACAUACAUAGUACUAGUCCCUGAGAACUAGCUACUAAGUGAGAAAGUGCAGCAUAUAUCUAAGUGAGAAAGAGUAGUACAGCAUAUAAUAAGCCCACCAAGCUAGAUCGCAACUGCAGGACUGUUGUUGCAUUCACUCAGUGCAGUGUGACCUCAGACCAAUUUUUUAAAGCAACACACAGCAAGUUUGCAAGCAGUCAAAGGGUUCAGUCUCACUGCAAGAUGCUCAGACUAGGAUCUCUCCUAGUACUCUUCAGUAUUCUACUGGCUACUGCUCAUGGAGAAGCGGAAGCGAGGUUCGAAGAAAAGUAUGAUACAAAUGUGGUCCCACUUGAGUUCUUGACUUUCUCCAGUGGAAACGACGACAUGGAAAUAAUGUUUGGAUACGAAAUCAUCGAGUACAUCCACAAAGAAAGAAUGAAAUGUGAAAUUUUAAACAAAAAAGAAGAGUUGAAAUUCAUAGAUAAACUCGAUAAAUUGACGCGAUAUUUCAAGCAGACCAAGCAGACUGUAAAUCAGCCUGAAUUUGAAGAGCUAGCUUUUGAAAAUAAGAAAGACGUCGAGGCGAAUUUUCGGAAAGCGUUCAAAGAUAUCGAAGUGAACCAUUACCGUAAACUGAGUCGUAUGCAGACUCGCUGCGAUGACGAUAUAAAGCUUUACAUGGACGACAGGCUUCAACUGGUCAUGGAUUACGCCACCACACAACUUCAAGUUGAUAAAAUACGAUUUUCUCAACUGUUAUUUGAGAUGUCUGAAUAUCAGAGCCAGCUUCAGAAUGGACUCAGCUCUUGCAUUACUUAUAUGGAGAAGAAUAACAAGAGGGAGCAUUUCGAGCGAGCUGGUAUGUACUACGAUCUUUGCUACGGCACCGAAGUUAUCAUCCUGAUUGAGUUCAUCACUAAGUUCAACACUCUAGCAGAGCAGCUGGCACAGGAACCCAAAGAGAAGGUUAUAGUACAGUUGCCUGAGAAGCCAGUUGUCAACGAAAUACCCACGAACGUAAUUGUGAUAGAGCCAAAACCAUCGACAACACCCGAGGCAGAGAGUCCCCCGGAGGAUCUUGAAGGGGAUGAAGAUGAGAACUAUGAGGCUAGUGGGAAAGGAGAGAAUACAAACCCUCCAAAGAAAGUUGAAAAAACUGAAGAGAAACCCACCGCAACUGUCCCUGUGAAAUAUACGGAGAUAGAGAAAGAGACAAAGCCGUCACCACAAACUGACCCUAGCAAACCACCAAUCACUCGAUCUAAGCUUCCAACCACAUCCGAGCCAACGGAACUACCUAAAGAGUCAACAACAACAAAGGAUCCAAAGCUUGACCUAGUGAAGGAGUUCGUGAACUCUUUUGAGCCAGGACCAGUCAUCCUUCCCAUGAAUGAUAAGGACGAACCAAAAGUCUCUGCAGAGCAAGAAUAUCCUGGCAUUGGCAAAGACGCCUAUGAGAAAGUAGAGAAAAUGAAAGAAGCGGCCGAAGGGAAAAACAAACCUCAGCAGUUGAGAAGCCAAUCAAAGUUGGAGGAGAGUAGUGAUCCGGGAUUAAGCAUUGACCUUGACCUGCCUGGCGUUGAUGUGCAGAUUGAUGCUGAUGCUAAUGGAAUAAAGAUUGAUGCAGCAGGUGCAGGGGAGGAGGUCAUUGUGUUUGAUGGCAUAACCACAACGGCUGAACCCACCCAUGAGCAUCAUGAAAAGCACGACUUCAAGACAAUGUUCUUUAUUUACUUCUUUGCCACUCUGGGUAUUCUACUCACCAUCACGCUGGUGGUACUCAUCAUCAUCGUCACUAGACUCAAGCUCUCCAGACCAAAGUCGACAAAGAAAGACACACCUCUGCUCUCUGAACAGGAGAAGAUUGCUGUCAUGAAGCAGUCAGGGUAUGUCAACCCAACCUACAAGUUCUUUGAUGACGUGAAAGACGUAUAGAACAAAGCCAGGUCCAUUUCAUGUUAUUGUUUUUUUGUCUAUAUAAUUAUUUUAGUCGACAAGCAGCAAAAAUACCACUUAUUUUGUGUCAUAGAAAGGCAGUGGACUUUAUCCUUGUGUCUGUACCCAAUCUUGUUGUUUUUUAAACCAGCUUACAUGCAGUAUAAUUAUACAUGUAACAUUAUUUUAUUUGUCAAAAAUUUAA